This is a messenger RNA of Chelonus insularis, 1374 nucleotides long. RefSeq lists its product as uncharacterized. The record is from RefSeq and is a predicted model, not a curated record. Bases 1 to 1374 code for a protein of 457 amino acids. The transcript has a single exon. Gene Ontology annotation, molecular function: catalytic activity. Lineage: Eukaryota; Metazoa; Arthropoda; Insecta; Hymenoptera; Braconidae.
AUGGAGCAACAGCAACCAGACAUCAUGUUACUUACAGAAACUAAGCUUAAUAAAAAACAUAAGCUAGGAUUUAAAAACUACAUUAUAUACAGGACAGAUAGAGUAAAUAGUGUACAAGGUGGAGGAACAGCAAUACUAAUUUCUAAGAAAAUACAGGCUGAACCGCAAUUCAUUCCAAUGCUUCGGGAUAACAAAUGUCUUGAAGCUACAGUCAUCAAAUUGAGAAGAGAUAAUAUAUCUUUGUUCAUCAUUAGCGGAUAUGCAAAUCACAAAAACAACAAACAUUGUUUUAUUAAUGAACUAAAUUCACUAUUAACUUUUCUAAAAGUUCAACACUUAAAUAAUUAUUUUGUUUUAGCUGGCGACCUUAAUGCCCGAUCAACCGAGUGGGGAGAUCAUGAUUCAAAUUUAAGGGGUGACUACCUUAAAAAAUGGCUUGACGAUGAUGGUCUUAUUUUUCGUGCAAGACUAAUUCCUCCUUGUGAACCAACAUAUACUAGAACUGGUACCUACCUGGACUUAUGUAUCAUAGAUCAUCGACUGAAUGUGGGUAACCUUCCGCCUGAAAAUUCCAUGAAAACUAUUGAAUAUGAUAGCGACCAUAGGGUAACCACAUUGAAUGUUAAGUUUGACAUUCCUAUAGAAUGCCCAGUUGAUAAUCAAAUCAAAGUUGUUUAUGAUUAUAAGGCAACUAACUGGCAAGCAUUUGCUGAAUUUCUACAAACAAGUUCGACGACAGAUAUACCAGCUACUAGAAAUCUUAACCGUGAUGAAAUUAAUGAAUUCUUUCAAGCAAUAGAUAACGAAAUUAUCACAGCUAUCGAACACAUGACACCUCAAAAAGAUGUAAAUAUCGACAGUGUUCUUAAAUACGUCAAUAAUAAAAUAAGAAAACUCCAGCGAGUCAAAUCCAAACUUCUCACAAUUAGACGCAAAAUUAAUACUGGUAAAAUAAAGGUCUCUAUGAAGGUCAAAAUGGAAGUUGAUACUACUAUCGCUGAAAUCAAGGAGCAAAUCACCGCUGAAUUCAGAGAAACAAUCAGCAACUAUUGGAAGAAACAAGUACAAGCAAUAGAUUAUAGAAGAUCGGAAAACUUCUUCCCCAAGAUAAAUAAAUUACUGACGAGAAAACCUCCGCUAACCAUUGAAACAUUAAAUAUCAGUACAGAUAAUGAAUCAAUAAUCUCCAGAGCACAUAUUGCACCAAAUGAACAAGCUGCUGACCGCCACAAUCUAGUCAUCAACAAUCCCAUAGAUAAACUUAAUCUUAUUGGAGCCACGUUCGAAAGUAUUAAUGCACCUAAAUACCUUAAUCAAACCUCACGUCUUACUCAUAUUAUAUGCAGGAUCUCAACUAUCAUCACUAGAGUUUGA